Molecule: messenger RNA, 4152 nt
Organism: Adelges cooleyi (spruce gall adelgid)
Lineage: Eukaryota; Metazoa; Arthropoda; Insecta; Hemiptera; Adelgidae
Exons: 1
Coding region: 594-3704 (1036 amino acids)
Biological process (GO): regulation of transcription by RNA polymerase II
Source: RefSeq, a predicted model, not a curated record
CGUAUCUGAUAAGCGCCCCGGACAUAUGUUGGCAAGGUCGAGGUUGUUUUUUUUUUCGCGCAUUCCUUCUUGACGAGGCGUGUUUUCGUGGAAAAAUGCAGUUCGCCGUCCGUCUGUGAAAUGUGGAAAACUCGCACGGACCGUUUCGUCUGUCAAUGUCGUCGAGUUUUUCCGAUUGGUCCGAUUAUAAAAGUGACGUUUGUGCGAUCCCUGCACCGAAGUGUUUCGAUUGAUGUCGCAAUCGGUCGGGUCGGAUAAGUGCGCGUAUAAUAUAUUAUUUUAUUCUAAAAAAUUUUCUCUUUUUUUUUUUUUUUUGUAUAAUUCAUAUCAAAUCUGUUGACGACGUCUUCUCGACUAUAUUAUAAUAAUAUGUACAUGACAACAAUUGCAAAAAGUAUGUAACGCGAACUUUCCUUUUUUGUUGUUUAUCAAAACGAUAUUUGUUGUUUUGUUUUUUUUUUCACUCAUUAAUAAUAAUAAUAAUAAUACUGUUGUUUGUAAAUCGCGUCUGUGUGUGUAGGCUACGCGCACAUAGCCUUUUUCGCGUUCGCCAGGAUCGUGUAUCGUAGAUUCGGUAUUUAGUACGUACCGUUAUGGAUGACGGUAACGCCGAUCAAAAGCUCAACGACACACAGUCCGACAUCAAGCAAAAGUGUGCGGAAAACGCCAACUCCCUGCCACCGUCCGGCGACAACUGCGUUCCUACCAAGAAGACAUCGUUCGAAAUAACUAGCAUCACUGAACCAAAUAACAUUGACGAUAAUGACGACGAUUCGCCAGAUACCGAACCUCAAAUUCACGACAACAGGACGGAUAUCAGGCAUGAUGUAGAAUUGCAAAACUACACCGACAACAUGGUCGUGUACAAUACUGGCAACGAUAUGGGCAGUUCAGCGCCGGUUAUUCCAACCAGCUCUCAAUAUGGCCUAGCUAUUGUCGAUAAUUCGGAUAGCGUGCAUUCGCUUGGCUCUGUCAAAAGCGACGAAUUACACGGUAUAGACUCGGGUUCGCAAAAGAGCGACUGUGAUAUCAACGGAUUGCAAAAUAAAAAUAGAAACGAGCGGUUCAAAGUCGUGAAGAUCGAAAGUACGGAACCGUUUAAGCGCGGUCGUUGGGUCUGUAUGGAUUUUUUAGACCAUUCAAUGAAUCAACAAUCGGGAAAUGGUAAACCCUUAAUGGUCAACGGCGACGGUAAGACGUAUUCUCAAUUGAAUGAUUUAGAAACGCCUGAACAAAAUAUGGACAACGGACAUCACGAGUGUCCCGAGUAUAGAGUCGGCAAUAAUAAUGUCAGUACGUAUACCACCAAUUGUAAUAAUACCGACAAUUACAAGAGUCAAACGUCUACUUACAACAUAGUAUCGUCUGGUGUGACCACUCCUAUUCAUAGUGCUUGCGUGUCGCCAGGUCAAAGUUUGCAAAAUAAUAUACAAGUUUUAACGAGCCAAUCCGUCGUAUCUUCUGUGCAAGUAACUCAACCACAGAGUCUGACACAGGUACAAUUGCCUACACAACACAACACUAAUCAAAGUUGUAUGCAACAUUCCAGCCUACAAUCGCAUCAACUACAGCAAGCAAUAGCCAAUGCUGGAGUUAUGCAGCCGCAGUUGCAACAAGCUCAACCCGCAAUGAGUGUUUUGCAUAGUCAAAAUCAACCAUUGCAUUCACAAACUCUUCAACACAUGAAUUCUGUUGACCAACAUAACGUCUCGCAAACAAUUCCACAACAAUAUCAACAGUCAAUGUCGCAGGCAAAUAUUCAACAACAAAUGAUGCAACAUACUAUGUCUGCGCAAUUCCAAAAAACAUAUGUACCGCAAAAUCAAUCAGUCCUGCCAAACUGUGCACAACUGCAACAGUCGGUAAAUCAAAUUAUUAACCAACAAGUUUCUCAAUAUUAUAAUCCUGCAGCAGUUCAGUCGCAAAAUGUGACAUCCGAACCUUCGUCCGUUUCUAUGUCCAAUCAACAUAUUCCACAGCAGCAGUUUCAAUCAAUACCUAUUCAAAACCAAUCGUUACAAAACCAUGUUCAGUUACAACAAAACCAACAACAGCUUCCCCCUGUUCAACAGAUACAACAGCAGCAACCUAGUUCGCAACAAACGAUGGUUCAACAAAAUCAAAUGCCCCCUCAAAUAGUUCAACAAAAUCAACAGCUGCCUCAUCAACCAUCUAUCGCUCAGCCUAGUCAACCACAACAAUCUCAGCCUGUUCCACAACAAGUAUCACAGCAGCAUAUCCAACAAUCACAACCAUCACCUCAAACACAACAAACCCAUGUUCAACAGGUACCUUCAUCACAACAACAGCAACAACAACAACAAGGACCUCAACAAAUUCAACAAGUCGGCCAACAAAUCCAAGGCCCGCAACCUUCUCAAAUUCAACAGCAAUUACCUCAACAAGCACAUCAUAUGACUCAGAUUCCUCAAAUGACUAACCAACCGCAAUCAAUGGCCCAAACAACUCAAAUGCAACAAAUACCUCAACAAAAUCAACAGAUCACACAGCAGCCUCAACAAAUGUCCAUACAGGCUCAACAAAUUACUCAGCAAACUCAAUUACAACAUACAAAGCAAAUGCAGCAAACUCAGUUACAAUCGCAACCUCAACAAAUAAAUCAACAACAAAUUCCUCAACAACAGCAAAUUAGUCAAAAUCAAAUUAUCCAUCAAAGUAACCAACAAAUAUCACAUCCAGGACAAAUGAUGCCUCAGAGUCAACAAUUAAACCAACAAAAUCAACAAGUUCAACAGCAGCAGCAGCAGCCCCCACAGCAGCAAAUCCAACAAUUAACACAGACCAGCCAAUCCGGUCAAUCGUUAACACAGCAAAUUUUGCAGUCGAAUCAAAGUAUUCCCCAACAAAAUCAAGUUUUAACUCAACCACAACAGCUGGGAAUGACACAAUCGAAUCCGACCAUGGUAUCGCAAUCUCAAAACCAACAAGUCAUACAACCUCAACACCUGCAACAGCCCGGCCAGCAAUAUCAGCAGCCUCAACAAAUGAUGCAGCCGCAAGGACAACAAAUACCAUUGCAGACCAAUCAAUCGAUCAUGCACCAACCGACUUACUCGCAAGCGCAGAGUUUAAAUGCUAUGCAACUUCAACAAGCCGUAAUGCAAAUUCCUUCUAACUCUGUUUCUUCUAGCCAAAUGCACAUACAGCAACAACAGCCGGUCGUACAGUCCAACAUGUUACAACAGCCGCAAAUGUCGGUCAUGUCGCAAAACAAUAUGCAAACGCCUGUGCCCAUGUCUCAACAACAAAUGACAUACUCAUUACAGCAGCACGUGCCCAUCAACCAAAACUACGUCGAUAGUAUUCAACAUUGUUACAUUCCUUCACAGCAACAGAUGUCCUCCUAUAAGCCUUUAAUGGCGGCAGUGGAAAUCGUAAACCAACAGCAGGAAGACAGUAGCAACAACGAAGACGUCGACAGUGUGUCAAACAACGCUGCGACCACGGUGGCCAUUGAUAAUAAAAUCGAACAGGCGAUGGAUUUGGUCAAAAGCCAUCUGAUGUACGCCGUUCGCGAGGAAGUAGAAGUUCUCAAGGAGAAAAUAGCCGAGCUGAUGGAUAAAGUCGGCCUGCUGGAAACUGAAAACUCCAACCUGAGGAUGUUGGUUCCACCAGACAUGUUGGACCAGUACAACCGUGAAAAACAAAAAACAGUAAACGGUCAGUCGAAUCACAAUCAAUAAACUAGUUUAAACCGUUGGUAAUUAAAAAGGUAAAAAAAAAAAUGAUUUUACCAAAUCAUUAGGCCAAAUAUUGUAUAAACAGGUAUAUUAAUUGUAUAGAACGUUAACUUUUUAAGUUUAAAUUGUACAGUGUAAUAUGUUUUUAAAGACUUUAAAAUAACUAUGUGGUCGAGGAAUAGCUAAUCAUAUCCUAGCUAUUUAUCUUUAUUUUUAAUGAACUAUAUAAUAAUUAAAAAGUAGUGAAAUGUCCUCGAAAUCGGGAAUAUUUCUAUCAAAAAUGUUAUUUACCUAUAUAAUUUUUUUUGUUUUUCCUAUUACGUAAUAUCUUAAUAAAAAAAAAUUAAAAUGUAUAUUGUUAGAAGACUGUUUAUAAUAUAGAUUUAAAAAAAAAUAAUACAAAAUUCAGUUCAGGAUAUUAUACAGAGUUUGUGACUAUUUGUAUACGAGG